AGUGUCAAGGCGAAAGCUUAUGAGAGAGGCAAAAUGACCACAACUAUAUUUGUUUAAGAAAUUUAGCAAAGCCAGCGUUUCAGUGGUAGUGUUUGAAGCUUGCUGCACAAGACUAAAUAGGUCCGUCGCGCUUAGUGCUACACGGCGCUCCUUGGACCACAUGGGCGUACUACAAAGAGAACGAAGAUGCUCGCCUCAGCUUCACAAGAGGCGAAGGAUCUAAGAUGGCGUCUCUUAGGAGUGCAGCGGCCCAUAACACUGAGCAACAAGCAAAACAUGGGCUCAGCGGGUAGCUCAAAAAUAAAGGCCUCGAAUAAACAUGUUCAGCCCUUCUCAAAGAGGGUCUCGAAUAUUACAAACUCUGAUAACUCCAAGGAAAAAACCUGGAAUUCGGGGAAUAACAAUGUCCUCGGAAGGUCGUCAUCUGAGUCAAAGAGACCAGAGAAAGAAGAAAAAGAAACUCUUGAAGAUCCAUUAAUUAAGCUCCACUCAGAGAAAUGUCCAGAUCUAAAGGACUCUUUCAUAUCAUUACACGAAGCAAUAAAUACUCUUAAUACUCAAGUUGACAGUGAGGGUGUUUUUCUUAAUGAGGGUGCUAUAAGCAAAGUUAUGGGUCGUGUAUCGUCAGUGUACUCCAAGCACCGUACGAGUAAAAGUAAAAAGCAACAACUUGGAAUAUUCUUAGUUGACAUUCAAUUUCCUGAAAUUGUGGUUAGAAUAUUCUGCAUUGUUAAGGGGGUGUGUCCAGAGUAUCUCACUUAUGAUGUGCCAGUAGCAACUAAAGCGAAAAACGAUGCCACAGAUGAUGAAGCUGGUAAGGCUAGUGAAGCUCUAGGAGAGAGGUCCAAGGCAGAGGAAGGUGAAAAACAAGAUCUGGCUGUUGUACAAUUGGAUACUCAGGACCCUCCUGUGAACAAAAAAGCACCAGCUAACAAAGAAACACUGUCAAGCAAUUUAGCUCAAGAGGAAAAAAAUUUGCCAGAAUCAAAUGCUCUUAACACAAAAGGAACUCCAAAUGAUAAAGAUUUGCAAGAGGAUGGCAUUAGAGACUCAACAGGAAAAGAUACAGAGCAAGAGGGUGUUAUUGGAGAUGCAAACAAUUUGUCAAAUAUAAAACAAGGGAACAGUGAUCAUAAUAUCAAUCAGUCCAUAAGGAUGAAUGAAAAUCAACAUGCUACAAACAGAGAAGAUAAGGAUUCUACUUCUAAAGAGGCUGACGAUGAUCAAGUCAAGAGGAUCAAGGCAGCACAAAAACUAGUACAAACAGCUACAAUUGUGACAAUUAACUUCUCUGAUCGCAGUGAUGAGUUCUGCAUAGGAUGCGGUGAAGCUGGCUUAAUUGGAGAACUAACUGACAUGGUUUCUAAGUUAAGAGACUGCACUGCCUCUAUGGUUAAAUAUCAGAAUCCAGAGACACAGGCAUUAAAAUGCAAAACUCAGAGAGGGAAAAUUCUUAACACCGCCAUGGGAACCAUGCACAACUUGUCAAGGAGGAUACCAUGCCGUCAAUACUUCAAAAAAGCAGAUACUGUGAAGGUGCUACUUCCAAUGUUGAAUGAUGAGGUAUCACAAUUUGCGGCCAAAGCUCUGUUGAUCCUGGCAUAUCUCACAGAUGAAAGCAAUAAUAGUCUGAUAAUGGCAAGUGAAGAGCCAAUACAAUUCCUGAUUCACAUCCUUUCAAAGUCCUGUUCUUCGAAUUCCAAUCGCUACCUCGGGUUCACAAACAGUGAGCUUGCAGAAGGGCUCUCACAGAUUGCUGUCAAUGAUAGCAAUAAAAAGCUGAUUGGUCAGCAUGGAGCUAUUCCCAUCCUUGUCGACAUGCUGGCUAAUGCUAAGAAUGAUGAGCAGCGGAGAUGUGGUGCUGAAGCUUUGUGGGUACUGUCAUUUGAUAAUGAGAACAAGGAAGCCAUUCUGACCACUCCCAAUGCGGUAGAAUUACUGAAGGAGCUACAGCAUAGUGAGGAUGAUUCAGUGAAAAAGGCAGCAGCUGGUGUGUUGUGGGAGAUCGAGGGGAAGGAGUCCCAUACUGUCAAAGAAAGCACUGCAGAUGAACCACUUAGGAAUCAUGUGAUGAUUAGUUACCAGUGGGACGUCCAGCCCACUAUGAUCCAGGUGAAGAGCAAGCUUCAGGCGGCAGGCUACAGGGUGUGGAUGGACUUGGAGCAAAUGGGUGGCUCCACUCUGCAGGCCAUGGCUAAUGCUGUAGAAAAUGCAGAGGUGGUACUCAUGUGUGUAUCACAGAAAUACAAGGAGAGUCCUAAUUGCAGAUCAGAGGCUGAAUAUGCCUUUCAGCUCCGUAAAGACAUUGUUCCUCUGAUGAUGGAGAAAAGUUAUCGUCCGGAUGGUUGGCUUGGCAUGAUUAUGGGAGCAAAGCUGUGGAUUGACUUCUCAGACAAGCAGACCCUGCCUGUAGAUGACAGUUUUGAGAAGCUUCAGAAAGAGAUUGGGAUGAGAGGAAGAGGAAGAGGAAAUGUUGUAGAAAGUAAACUCGUAGCUGUUCAACACGAUGUUGUUGAUGUAUUUCCGAAGAUUGACAUCAGCAAGUGGUCCAAAGAUGAUGUUAUGAACUGGAUGAACGGAUUUGGUCUUCGUCUAGGAAACGAUUCUACGAUCGCGUCUCACUUGAGUGGCAAGCUACUCCAGCGACUGGCUAAACUUAGAUCUGAGAGUCCUGAGUUUUUCUACUCAUCGGUAAAACAGGACUUUGGCUUCGCCCACCUGCAAGAGGUCUUGCUGUUCGUAGAUGAGCUCAACAAGCUUGUGCUGUGAUUUACAUGCCUCAACCAUAGUCCCGUUUGAAAAGUACCAACAUCGAUCAGCAUUGCUGUCGAAGUCUUGCUCAACUAACCACAAGACAAAUAAAAUACUGGCGAACUCUCGCAGCACCUUCCACAGUGUUGUAUUAACAGUUAUUAAUUAUAGAUAUAUCUUAGUCGAAAGGUUGCACUUUAUGUGGAGCUAAGCUCUGUUGUGUUUCCUCCACUAUUUACAUUUAUUUAGUACGAUUUAAUCUUUUUUUUAACGGUGAAAGUUUGUAAAUAAAUAAAUUAAUAAAAAUAAAUUCGAAUCCACUCGGAAAUAUCGCAACAGCUUUCUAAACCAGCCGAUGGUAAUGGGUGUUUUCUCUUACUAAGUAUCUAAGAUACCCGUGAGUGAUCUUGAUGUGAACAGAGGCUCUUGGCCAUGUAAUGGUCGGGUGUGCCAGGCGUGAUGUCUAUGAAUCAACCUAUUUAUGAUGUACAGUGUUAUGAAUAUAAAUAAAUAUUUGAUGAUAAAA
Molecule: messenger RNA, 3277 nt
Organism: Nematostella vectensis (starlet sea anemone)
Lineage: Eukaryota; Metazoa; Cnidaria; Anthozoa; Actiniaria; Edwardsiidae
Exons: 12
Coding region: 187-2769 (860 amino acids)
Biological process (GO): signal transduction
Molecular function (GO): protein binding
Source: RefSeq, a predicted model, not a curated record